AUGAUUGUUUCAGAAGAACAGAUACGACAGUCCCAAAGGAUGCCAGUUUCAGCCCCAGGCACAGACAGACGGCAGAGAGCCUCAGCAGCAUUUUUUCUCAAUUUUCUCUCUUUAGUUUUCUCUAUUACAGCAUUCAGUAGCAAUUACUGGUGUGAAGGGACAAGAAAAGUUGCCAAACCUUUCUGCAUAGGACAGGCCAAAGGGGACAACUGCAUCCGCUUUAAUAGCCCUGAUGCCAACAACAGCAAUGCUGUGCAAUAUAUCUGGGAGACAGGAGAUGACAAGUUUGUUGACCGAAAGUUUCAUGCUGGGAUUUGGUAUUCGUGUGAAGAAAUUAUAAAUGGGGAAGGUGAGAAAUGUAGAAGUUUUAUCAGUUUGACUCCAGCUUCUGAUCGAGGGGUUUUAUGGCUUUCUAUUGUAGCAGAGCUACUCUAUAACAUUUUGCUUCUGACUGGAGUUGUUCUUAUGUCAGUAGAAAUGUGCUACUACAGUACUGUCAUUGAUGGGCUAAAGAUCAACGCCUUUUCUGCAGUAGUCAUCGUACUAGCAGGUCUUCUGGGCAUGGUUGCUCACAUGAUGUACACAACUGUAUUUCAAAUGACUGUAAAUCUCGGUCCUGAAGACUGGAGACCUCACACAUGGGAUUAUGGCUGGUCCUAUUGCCUCGCUUGGGCUUCCUUCGCUUGCUGUAUGGCUGCAGCUGUCACCACUAUUAACAAAUAUACAAAAACUAUUUUGGAAUUCAAGCACAAAAGAAAAAUGCUGGAAAGGAGUUUAAAGAUUAAAUACAAGUUUCCUGAUCACACAGCUCCAGAGAAAGCUUGCAGUGUGUAUGUGAACUCUUUUCACAACACUACAGAGGACUGUGUACAUCCAGUAAAAGAUUUACAUCACCUGGGUACUAUUUCAGUUCUAUAA
Molecule: messenger RNA, 918 nt
Organism: Phasianus colchicus (ring-necked pheasant)
Lineage: Eukaryota; Metazoa; Chordata; Aves; Galliformes; Phasianidae
Gene: GSG1L2
Product: GSG1 like 2
Cellular component (GO): plasma membrane
Source: RefSeq, a predicted model, not a curated record